Molecule: messenger RNA, 1923 nt
Organism: Zingiber officinale
Lineage: Eukaryota; Viridiplantae; Streptophyta; Magnoliopsida; Zingiberales; Zingiberaceae
Product: high-affinity nitrate transporter 2.1-like
Exons: 2
Coding region: 69-1661 (530 amino acids)
Biological process (GO): cellular response to nitrate; nitrate transmembrane transport
Cellular component (GO): plasma membrane; plant-type vacuole membrane
Molecular function (GO): nitrate transmembrane transporter activity
Source: RefSeq, a predicted model, not a curated record
AUCAUCGAUCCAUCUCUCGAUCGAACUCAAACUUGAUCUAAUUACGAGCUAGCCGAUCGAUCGAGGAGAUGGAGGGAUCGGUGGGUGAGCCUGGGAGUUCAAUGCACGGAGUGACGGGGCACGAGCCGACGUUGGCGUACCAGGUGACGUCGACGACGGUGGAGACGGACACGACGGCGACGUUCGCAUUGCCGGUGGACUCGGAGCACAAGGCGAAAGCCUUCCGCCUCUUCUCCUUGGCCAGGCCGCACAUGCUCACUUUUCAUCUCUCCUGGUUCUCCUUCUUCACCUGCUUCGUCUCCACCUUCGCCGCCGCUCCCCUCGUCCCCAUCAUCCGCGACAACCUCAACCUCACCAAGCCGGACGUCGGCAACGCUGGCGUCGCCUCCGUCUCCGGCGCCAUCUUCUCCCGUCUCGCCAUGGGAGCUAUCUGCGACCUGCUCGGUCCCCGCUACGGGUGCGCCUUCCUCGUCAUGCUCUCCGCCCCCACCGUCUUCUGCAUGUCCCUCGUCUCCUCCGCCGCCGGCUACAUCGCCAUGCGCUUCCUCAUCGGCUUCUCCCUCGCCACCUUCGUCUCCUGCCAGUACUGGAUGUCCACCAUGUUCAACAGCCAGAUCAUCGGGCUCGCCAACGGCACCGCCGCCGGGUGGGGCAACAUGGGCGGCGGGGCCACCCAACUCAUCAUGCCCCUCGUCUACGACCUCAUCCGCAAGGCCGGCGCCACCCCCUUCACUGCCUGGCGGCUCGCUUUCUUCGUCCCUGGGACCAUGCACAUCUGUGUCGGCCUCCUCGUCCUCAUCCUCGGCCAGGACCUCCCGGACGGCAAUCUCAAUUCGCUCCAAAGCAAGGGCCAAGUAGCCAAGGACAAAUUCUCUAAGGUGUUAUGGUACGCGGUGACCAACUACAGAACAUGGAUCUUCGUGCUCCUCUACGGCUACUCGAUGGGGGUGGAGCUGACGACUGACAACGUCAUCGCCGAGUACUUCUUCGACCGGUUCGAUCUCAACCUGCGGACGGCGGGCACCAUCGCCGCCUGCUUCGGCAUGGCCAACAUCAUCGCCCGCCCCUUCGGCGGCUUCAUGUCCGACUUCGGGGCCCGCCGCUACGGCAUGCGCGCCCGCCUCUGGAACCUCUGGAUCCUGCAGACCCUCGGCGGCGCCUUCUGCCUCUGGCUCGGCCGCGCCGAUUCCCUCCCCAUCUCCGUCUUCGCCAUGGUCUGCUUCUCCAUCUGCGCCCAGGCCGCCUGCGGCGCCACCUUCGGCAUCAUCCCCUUCAUCUCUCGCCGCUCCCUCGGCGUCAUCAACGGCAUGACCGGCGCAGGGGGCAACUUCGGCUCCGGCCUCACCCAGCUCCUAUUCUUCACCAGCGACAAGUACUCCACGGCGACGGGGCUGUCGCUGAUGGGCAUCAUGAUCAUGGCUUGCACGAUGCCGGUGACGCUGGUGCACUUCCCGCAGUGGGGCAGCAUGUUCCUGCCGCCGUCCAAGGACUCGACGAGGUCGACGGAGGAGCACUACUACGGGAAGGAGUGGAACAAGGCGGAGCGGGAGAAGGGCAUGCACCAGGGAAGCUUAAAAUUCGCCGAGAACAGCCGGUCCGAGCGCGGGAAGAUCUACGCCGAGUCGGCGCCGGCGCCACGGGACGCAUCGCCACGCGUGUAGACGAUCGAGCUAGUUAAUCAAUUUACAAAAAAAAACAACGAAUUAAUCCUCUCGCAAGGAUUUGUGACCAAUAAUAAUGCGAGGCGAUGUGCGAGUUCUAUAAGCGUACUACGAAGACCAAAUUCUCUAUGGGAUUGGUUGCAUCUUGAUCUCCUAAUUAAGGUUUAAGCACUACUGCGAGCGUUUAUCUGUCAUUGUCAUUUUACAAAUUUUAUAUAUUUAUAUGUAUUAUGUUUGCAAUCUUACACAAAUACUCGUGCUC